Lycium ferocissimum is the source of this 3125-nucleotide messenger RNA. RefSeq names its product vacuolar protein sorting-associated protein 51 homolog. Gene Ontology annotation, biological process: lysosomal transport; retrograde transport, endosome to Golgi; Golgi vesicle transport. The transcript has 20 exons. The coding region runs from base 149 to 2476 and encodes 775 amino acids. Gene Ontology annotation, cellular component: GARP complex; membrane; EARP complex. The record is from RefSeq and is a predicted model, not a curated record. NCBI's taxonomy places the organism in Eukaryota, Viridiplantae, Streptophyta, Magnoliopsida, Solanales, Solanaceae.
UCUGCCUGUAAAGUCUGUAACUACUACUAUAAAUUAAAGGCGCGAUUGAAUUAGAAAACCACAAACUAUCAGAUUUAUCAUCAAUUCACAUUUUAACAAUUGGCAGACGAAGAACAGUGGCAUUGUGUUUGAUAGAUUUUCAACAAAAAUGGGCGUAGAUGAUGUACCACUGGACGACAAAGCAAAGAGAAUGAGGGAUCUGUUAUCAAGUUUCUAUUCUCCUGAUCCUACUUCUCCUUCAAGAACUCCCAAUAGUAAUAAUACUUCUUCAAGAUUCGCUACAUUGGAUACCAUCAAUACCACUACAUUUGAUGCUGAUCAAUACAUGAACCUUCUUGUGCAGAAGUCCAAUUUGGAAGGUCUGCUUCAGAGGCAUGUUGAUAUGGCUGCUGAGAUAAAGAAUCUGGAUACUGACUUGCAGAUGUUGGUAUAUGAAAAUUACAACAAGUUUGUAAGUGCCACAGAUGCUAUUAAAAGGAUGAAGAACAAUAUUGUCGGCAUGGAAACAAACAUGGAACAGCUUCUUGAAAAGAUAAUGUCCGUCCAAUCUAGAAGUGAUGGGGUUAAUACUUCUCUUUUUGAGAAGAGAGAGCACAUUGAGAAAUUGCAUCGGACCCGCAAUCUUCUACGGAAAGUUCAGUUCAUAUACGAUCUACCUGCUAGGUUAGCAAAGUGCAUCAAGUCAGAAGCCUAUGCUGAUGCAGUAAAAUACUAUAUAGGAGCCAUGCCCAUUUUCAAGAUAUAUGGGGACUCUUCAUUCCAGGACUGCAAACGAGCCUCAGAGGAAGCAGUUGCUACCAUUAUCAAAGCCUUGCAGGGGAAGGUAUUCUCAGAUUCAGAAUCCAUACAAGCCAGGGCAGAGGCUGUUAUGCUCCUUAAGCAAUUAGAUUUUCCGGUUAAUAAUUUGAAGGUGCAACUCUUUGAGAAGUUAGAACAGUUCCUUGUGGAUCUCAAUCUAGAAUCUAAGGAAAUAAGAUAUGCUUCAUCAGACCUUGGUGGGAUUCCUGUAUCGACGUCUUCUAGUGCUCCUGAGGCUUCUAUUCGUGAAUUUGCUGAGGCUGUCCGCGCUUAUCGAGUUAUUUUCCCUGAUUCCGAACAACAGCUCUUUAGACUUGCAAAAGACUUAGCUACAAAGCACUUUGAAGCCACAAAACAGCAGAUUAAGAAGCAGCUCUCUUCAGCAUACCUUGUUGCCAUGUUGCGAGUAAUUUGGACUGAUGUGCUUCUGAUGGAUGAAGUGCUGCCAGAGGCCGGAAUAUGUGAUUUUACGUUUGAGGCUGCUCACGAUGCUAUCAAACAAUAUGUUGCUGGAAGAUUCAGUCAUCUUCUGCUAGAUAUUUCAGGUACUCUUGUAAAAGUCCAUGAUAGUCAAAAGGGUGUAAUUGAAGAAGAGUAUCCUUUGCAGGCUGCCCUAGAGACCAGCAAAAAGGCAUUAGUUCAAGGCAGCAUGGACACCUUGCUGGAUACCCGUCGACUUCUUGAUGAAAACUUGGAAGUGCUAUUAAGGUUGACAGACUUGAUCAUUGAGUGGGUGCAAGAAGGAUUUCAGGACUUAUUCAGGAAGCUAAAUGAUCAAUUUCUCGUGCUUUCGGGCAAGAAAUAUUCAGCUAAUCAGGAUCUAACCUUUGGGGAGGGAAUGCAGGGUGAUAAAGUACUUCCUGAUCUUGUUCUUUUGCUGGCUCAGCUCUCCGUUUUCAUUGAGCAAAAUGCCAUUACCAGAAUUACCGAGGAAAUAUCUUCUUUUUCUCGUGGUGGGACUCGGGGCUUUGAAAAUAGCCCAGCUUUUAUUCCUGCAGAAAUUUGUCGUAUUUUUCGAUCAGCUGGUGAAGAACUCUUGCAGCAUUAUAUAAGCUUGAAAACUCAGAAAAUCUUGAUUGUGCUGAAGAAGAGAUUUACAACCCCCAAUUGGGUUAAGCAUAAAGAGCCCAGAGAAGUUCAUAUGUUCGUUGAUCUGCUUCUCCAAGAGCUGGAUACAAUCCUUAAUGAAGUAAAGCAAAUAUUGCCUGAAGGGCUCCACCCUAAGCAUCGGCGCACAGACAGCAAUGGGAGUACCAAUUCUUCUCGUAGUAAUCCAUUGAGAGAUGAUAGACUGGUACGAUCAAAUACCCAAAAGGCUAGGAGUCAGCUUCUUGAGUCCCAUUUAGCAAAAUUGUUUAAGCAGAAGAUGGAAAUUUUUACUAAAGUUGAACACACACAGGAAUCAGUUAUAACUACGAUUAUAAAACUUUUCUUGAAGAGUUUACAAGAAUUUGUCCGACUUCAGACUUUUAACCGGAGUGGAUUUCAACAAAUUCAGUUGGACAUUCAUUUUCUUAAGACCUCUCUUAAGGAUACUGCUGAAGAUGAAGCUGCUGUUGAUUUUUUGCUGGAUGAGGUGAUUGUUGCUGCUGCUGAACGUUGUCUUGAUCCCAUUCCUCUGGAACCGGCCAUCUUGGACAGGCUUACCCAAGCAAAGUUGGCAAAGAAUUCGGAAUAGAGCUCUACUUCAUAAUUAUCUGGGAGACUGGGAGCUCAAAUGCAUCUUCCUGCUGCGACCCCUGAGCUUGCAAUAAUCAGAAAGCAUAACACUCGAUGCAUCUUUUUUUUGAUAGGUAAAGCAUAACGCUCAAUACUAGGUAUAUAUUAGAAUAAAAACCUUGCUUUAAAGCCUUUCUAGGCAGGGACGAACUCAAAGAUUUAGAGUCAACGAGUUCAAAAUGGGUGUGAUCUCUUAGAUAUUCACAUUUCUUAUUCAUUUUUACAUAUGUCUAAGUGAUUCGAGCUGAAAAUAGUGGAUUCACUCGAACCCUGCUAAAUCCGGUCUAAAUAAGCAUGCAACAUGCACAUACAUCUCUUUGAUAGAAUAGAAGCAUUGCCAGUUUGCCAAUCAGUUCUCCUGGUUUUGAAACCAAUCACAUUGCAGCUUAGUUCAUGCAUCGCUGGAUUGUUGAGGAGCCAGCCAUUAACGUGGUUGCAGGAUUUUCCAAAUGAAAGAAGGGGUAGAGUGGAUAUUGUAAUUUGUAUUCAUUUUAUUUACCUCAAAUCAAUGGCUCAUUUUUUUAUUUUUUUAUUGCCUAAGUCCCAAAUCAACUGCUAAAUUGACUUUCAUUCAUUCAUUGUCAACUUUACCAAUUUUGAUCAUCAAA